Messenger RNA from Trematosphaeria pertusa, 621 nucleotides. RefSeq lists its product as uncharacterized. Bases 1 to 621 code for a protein of 206 amino acids. The record is from RefSeq and is a predicted model, not a curated record. The transcript is spliced from 3 exons. Lineage: Eukaryota; Fungi; Ascomycota; Dothideomycetes; Pleosporales; Trematosphaeriaceae.
AUGCGUUCUCCCCCAAUCACGCCCUGCAGCAUCCUCCUCCUCGUCCCCUUCCUUCUCCUCCUCCUCUCCCUCCCACUUACCUCCGCCCAAGAAAACACCACCUGUGUCGACGGCUACAACGCCACGUGCUGCCCCUGCAUCACCUCAGGCCCCAUCAUCUGCAGCGACCCCGCGCCCAUCGACAGCCUGUCUGAAUGCGUGGACUACCAUCCUGAGGGCUGGGCGUGCUGCGUCGGCGAGGGAGACGGCAAUUGGGGCUGCAUCGCUGCGAAUUUUACCACUGAGGAGCCGCCGCCAGAGAACUUCUCGGGACGUGGCGGCGUGAUGGUGAUGAUGGGGCGGCGUGGUGGUGGGCGAGAGAGCGCGAAACCGGUGAAUGUUUGGGCUAUCGAAGAGGAAGGCGCAGAUUUGGAGGACCAGUCAACUGCCUCCCCGAAGAACAGAUCAAGGAGAUACACUGCAACCAACAGUAUCAAAUACAAGCGUGAGGCGGCUAUGCAUAGGAAGGAGUCGACUGAGAUGGAAAAUAGUUGUAUUAUGCACCCACUCCCUCGCUGCACUUCAUGGUGCCACCAAGCUACUCCAAUGGAUAGAGGACGAGAGAACGAAGAUCUCCUGUAG